AGUAUUUGCAGGGUGUCUUAUCUAAUUUUACGCAGACCACGGUGGGAAAAAUUAGUGAUUAAAUUAAUUCAUUUAAGUGCCUGUUUUAGAGUCUGGAAGUAAACAUUUAAGAAUGUCUCGCGUCCUUGUUGGUGUUAAGCGUGUGGUCGACUAUGCCGUGAAGGUACGAGUUAAGCCCGACAAGACUGGUGUGGUCACCGAGGGAGUGAAACACUCCAUGAAUCCUUUCGAUGAAAUCGCUGUAGAAGAGGCUAUUAAACUAAAAGAGAAAAAGAUCGCCUCAGAAAUCAUCGCCGUCUCAGUGGGGCCCACACAAUCUCAAGAAGUGAUACGUACUGCUUUAGCCAUGGGCGCUGAUCGUGGCGUACAUGUUGAGGUUUCUGGCAAGGACUAUGAUUUAUUGCAACCCAUCCAUAUAUCUAAGAUUUUGGCUAAAUUGGCCAUAGAUGAGAAAGCCGAUUUGGUGAUUGUGGGUAAACAAGCCAUUGAUGACGAUAGCAAUCAGACAGCACAAAUGACCGCUGCGGUACUCGAUUGGCCUCAAGGCACAUUCUGCAAUAAAGUUGAAAAGACCGAUGCUGGCUUGAACAUUACACGCGAAAUCGAUGGUGGUUUGGAGACAAUAAAAACAAAGAUUCCAGCUGUAUUGAGCGCUGAUUUACGUCUAAACACACCACGUUAUGCUACAUUGCCAAACAUCAUGAAAGCUAAAAAGAAGCCAUUGAAGAAAGUUACACCUAAGGAUUUGGGUGUUGAUACAACACCACGCAUUGAAGUUGUCUCCGUUGAGGAGCCACCUGUGCGCCAAGCAGGUGCUUUGGUGCCAGAUGUGGAUGCUCUUGUUGGCAAGUUGAAGGAAGGUGGACACAUCUAAAUACAUAUUUGUGUUAUUCAAUCUAAACUAAAAAAAAAGUGCAUUUAUAAAAUUUAACUGAUAUUUUGAUUUUUUACCCAUUUUUAUUUACUAUACCCAAUUAAAAAAUCGUAGAAAAUAUUAAAAAACCUAAAGUUUGUGUAUAUAACGAAUUAGCAAUGUAUAAUUAAUUGGAAGUAGAAAAUAAAUAAUCGUAUAUUUUAAUAUAACGAAUUGGAGCAGCUAA
This is a messenger RNA of Zeugodacus cucurbitae (melon fly), 1100 nucleotides long. It is a transcript of the gene Etfb, whose product is annotated as electron transfer flavoprotein subunit beta. NCBI's taxonomy places the organism in Eukaryota, Metazoa, Arthropoda, Insecta, Diptera, Tephritidae. The record is from RefSeq and is a predicted model, not a curated record. The coding region runs from base 113 to 874 and encodes 253 amino acids. The transcript is spliced from 2 exons. Gene Ontology annotation, cellular component: cytosol. Gene Ontology annotation, molecular function: electron transfer activity.